Messenger RNA from Xiphias gladius (swordfish), 2527 nucleotides. RefSeq names its product cGMP-dependent protein kinase 1-like. The transcript is spliced from 21 exons. Gene Ontology annotation, biological process: protein phosphorylation. NCBI's taxonomy places the organism in Eukaryota, Metazoa, Chordata, Actinopteri, Istiophoriformes, Xiphiidae. Bases 53 to 2152 code for a protein of 699 amino acids. The record is from RefSeq and is a predicted model, not a curated record. Gene Ontology annotation, molecular function: cGMP-dependent protein kinase activity; ATP binding.
CCGGCCUCUCCAGACCUUCAACAUAAAACGUACCCGUCGACGCCCCGCGCACAUGGCCGUGUCCAAAAGUGCCGGCACCCUGCGGGACCUUCAGCUGGCUCUGCAGCUGAAGAUCGAGGAGCUCCGGCAGAGAGACGCCCUCAUCGACGAGCUGGAGCUGGAGCUGGACGCUAAGGAUGAUCUGAUCAGGCAGCUGCAGGUGGAGCUGGACAGGCAUCGCGGCGCCUCACAGCACGCGGCCAGCCCUGCAGAGACAGCCAGCGCAGGAGCGGUGGCUCAGACUCCAGCGGCACCCGAUGAGCCUCAGCGCACCAAGCGACAGGCCAUCUCGGCAGAGCCCACCGCGCUGGACCCCUCCCAGCUCACUGACGUUACCCUCACCAGCUACUGCAAGACAAAAGAGUCCAGUGAGCUGAUCCAGAGGGCUCUAUUGGACAACGACUUCAUGAAACGUCUGGAGCACGGGCAGAUCCUCACCAUCAUGGACUGUAUGUAUCCCACCAGCCUAGCCAAAGGCUGCUGUGUGAUCCAGGAGGGAGACGACGGCUCGACAGUCUACGUUCUGGAGGAGGGGAUGGUCGAGGUGACCAAACAAGGGAAGAAACUCUGCACCAUCGGUCCCGGGAAAGUCUUUGGAGAACUCGCCAUCCUGUACAACUGCACCCGCACCGCCACUGUGACAGCCCUGACCGACAUCAAGCUCUGGGCGAUUGACCGACAGGGUUUCCAGACCAUCAUGAUGAGGACUGGUCUCAUCAAACAUUCCCAGUACACAGACUUCCUCCGCAGUGUUCCCUCUUUUCAGUCGCUACCUGAGGAUGUUCUCAGUAAACUGGCCGAUGUUUUGGAGGAGACUCAUUACAGUGACGGUGAUUACAUUAUCCGUCAAGGAGCCACCGGAGACACAUUCUUCAUCAUCAGUGAAGGACAGGUGAAAGUCUCCCAGCAGAACUCAGCCAGCGACGAGCAGGUGACUGUGAAGACUCUCUCCAAAGGGGACUGGUUCGGAGAGCAGGCACUGAAGGGGGAGGAUGUUCGUACAGCCAGUGUCACGGCCGUGGGAGACGUCACAUGUCUGGUCAUUGACAGAGAGUCUUUCAAACAGCUGAUUGGAGGACUAGAUGAUGUCAACAACAAGCAGUACGACAGUGACGAGGUCAAGGCAAAGCUGCAGGCGGAGGCAGAUUUCUUCUCCAGCGUCUCGCUCGGUGAUUUCAACAUCAUCUGCACCCUGGGGAUGGGAGGCUUCAGUCGUGUGGAGCUGGUGCAAUUAAAGAACGAUCCCAAUCGAUCGUUUGCCCUCAAAGUGUUAAAGAAGCGUCACAUCCUGGACACCAGCCAGCAGGGCCACAUCCUGUCAGAGCGCCGCAUCAUGAUGGAGGCUCACAGUCCCUUCAUCAUCAGGUUGUACCGGACCUUCCGAGACUCCAAAUAUCUCUACAUGCUGCUGGAGGCUUGUCUCGGAGGAGAGCUGUGGACACUGCUCAGGGACAGGGGUUCAUUUGAUGACGGCACCACUCGGUUUUACACUGGCUGUGUCAUCGAGGCUCUGGCUUUCCUGCACUCCAGAGGAAUCAUCUACAGAGACCUCAAACCCGAGAACAUCAUACUGGACCGCCGAGGAUAUGCCAAGCUGGUGGACUUCGGCUUCGCUAAGAAGGUGGGUCUGGGUAAGAAGACGUGGACAUUUUGCGGGACUCCUGAGUAUGUCGCCCCUGAGAUCAUCCUGAACAAAGGCCACGACAGCUCGGCUGACUGCUGGUCUUUGGGAAUACUGGUCUUUGAGCUGCUCAGUGGCAGCCCUCCCUUUUCUGGCUCUGACCCCAUGAAGACCUAUAACAUCAUCCUGAGAGGCAUCGACAUGAUCGAGUUUCCUAAAAAGAUCACCAAGAGUGCCGCUAACCUCAUCAAGCGACUCUGCAGGGACAAUCCUUCAGAGAGGCUGGGGAAUCAGAAAAAUGGAGUGAAGGACAUCCAGAAACACAAGUGGUUUGAGGGCUUCAACUGGGACGGCCUCCGCCAGGGAACCACGGACUCUCCAUUCACACCCACGGUUGACGGGCCACUGGACAACAGCAACUUUGACUAUUUCCCGGAGGACACUGAUGGACCUCCCCCUGAUGAAGAGUCUGGUUGGGACCUCGAGUUUUAACAGGACUACUGUCCGAAAGCUGACUGAACGAGGAGAACAGCGGGAACGGGAUUCUUCAGAAAGAGGAAGUGAAGCCACCUGCAUCUCGUCUUUGUCUUGUGAAAGUCAAAGGAACAGGACGCUGGCAUUAGACAUAAUCUACAGUCCAAUAAUCACAGUUCCAACAGGAAGGGGAUGCAGAGUUAUCACAGAUAUUAAGGCCACAUUUAAGAAAAAUAAAAUCAAGUCAAAAUAUUUUAAGAAAAAGCUCAGAAUAGUAUAAGAAAAAAUAUUGAAUAUGUAAUAUUUCAAGAUAAAGUUGGAAUUUUAUGAGAAAAAAAUCGUGAUAUAUAAUGAGAAUGAAGACAUAAUUUUACCAACAAAAAAAAAACUGGA